CUAGCAAUAACUUGUCAUGUGAUGUUCAAAAUGUCAACAUCAUUGUGUGCUGCACUAAAUGUCGUUUUUCUUCAUGUAUAAAGAAGAAUAUAUUAUAAUACUAAUUUCUUGAAGUUGUUUUUAAAGUAACUUCAUGUCAGUUGUUUGUUUUUCGGCUGUCACUGCGCAGGAUGGACGUGAGGUCUCACUCUGCUCGGUCCUCUCUGGUUCUCAGCUUGGCCGCUCUGCUCCGGAAUGACGGUGACUUGGUGCUGGAUGGUAGCAGCACGCUGACGUUGCCGGUGACCAUCUUGCAGCAGUUAACCAAGCUGUUUGGACAGUAUUUGCAGUUGAGGAGUCAGCAGCACGGCUUCCUGGCGCUGCCCUCCCACCCAGCGGAAACCGACUCCCUGCUGCAGUUGCAGUUUCUGUUCGAUGUCCUGCAGAAGACCAUCUCUCUUAAGCUCAUCAACCCAGCAGGUGUGAGACUUCAGUCUGUGGUGAAGAUCUUCCCGUUCAAGUCUUUAAAGAUGUUGGAGUUGAAGUGUGUCCCCCCACACUGUCUGGAGGGACUGAGAGGAGUUUACUCCCAGCUGGAAGUUUUUACCUGCUCAAGGAGCCUCAGCUCCCUGGAGGAGCUGCUUUCCCUCUGCGGUGGAGAUCUGAGCUCUGCACUACCUUGGCUGGAGCUGCACACACUUAACUUCAGCUACAACUCCAUCUCUUGCCUCGAUCAGUCCCUCAGUUUACUGAAUGCCCUAAAGUCACUGGAUUUGAGCUACAACAACAUUCAAGACUGUGCUGAAUUUCUGAAGCCACUGAGUGAGCUACAGCACUUGAACCUGGGUUACAACUACCUGCAGAGGGCGCCAACGCUGAGCCUGAGUGCCCGGGUCAAGCUGGUCUCGCUCAUCCUUAGGAACAACAGGCUGGAGGCUGUCAACGGUGUGGAGCUUUUGUCCUCACUCCAGCAUUUAGACUUGGCCUAUAAUCUGCUACUGGAGCAUUCCCAGCUGGCUCCUCUCUCUCUGCUGCACUGCCUGCACACACUGACUCUGGAGGGUAAUCCUCUCUACUUCCAGCAGACUCACCGCACGUGCACUGUGCAGCAUCUGUCUCCAAAAGCCAUCAAACACAGAUUCAAACUCAAUGGCACCCUGCUGUCUUCAUCAGAGUUAUCAGUUCUGCCAAAACCAGGGCAGCUGAUAGUCCAGACACAGACCGCUGCUCCUGUUGCCGUGCCAAUGGAACAGAAUAAACAGGAUGCAUCAAGUGGUGCUGGAGAGCUGAGUGACAGCAUGUCGGUCAGUGAGACGGGAGCGUCACACAUUCGAAAGAAGAAAGCAAGGAGUAAAGUGAAAGUGAGGAGGGCCAGCAUCUCUGAACCCAGCGAUACAGAUUAUGAGCCUCACUUGCUGCCUGCCACACAGGGUUAUCCUCUUCCCCAUCAGCAGGAGAUUGAGCGCAUGUCCACCUUCAGGGACCAGCUGGGUGAGGACUGGCUGAGGUAUCAACACCAUCUAGAUGGAACGCCACCCUUGACCUUCAUCGCGCCUGUCAAUCCAGAUCAACAUCACAACCUCCCCAAUGGUCUCUGUACCACCUUCCACACACAACCAGAAAGGCUUGAAGUCCAGGAUGUCGUUUCACCUCCACUGCUUUCCACGGAGCCCAAAACAGAGACGUCUGACCGGGAGGUCGAACAGGAAACAGACUCCACCUUACAGUGGCCCAUCCAGAGCCCAGUACACACACAGUCCACUUUAGAGGAAAACAUGAUGCUCAGCAAGGAAGUGCCGAAGUCACACGAGAUGGAGAGUCUGGUGUGUAUGACAGCCACUGGGAUGGAGGGAGGCGACUCCCUGGAGGAGAUUGAGGAGGAAGAUGUCGGAGUGGACCUUUGUCUCCCCCUGCUGGUGGGUGUGUUGUCUGACAAAAAUGAAGGGCGUGAGGAGGACCAGAGGAGGACGGAGGUGUUCCUGCGUAUCAAACAGGACGUGGUGCUGGAGGUGGACGUGCAGCGUGGCCUGGAGAGAUGUCGUCUGGAGCUGGACAGUCUGACCCGGGUGAAGACCACAGAGGCCAUGUGGCCCCGUGGGGGAGCUGAAGAGACACUUCCUGCUGUGAAGCUGCAGUUUCAGUACAUCAGCAAGGAGAAGAGGAGGAGAUGCUAUGUCCUGCUGGACGAUGACCCACAGCAGGCGCUGCAGGCUCUGACCGACGUGCUGUCUCGUGUGGUGGAGGAAAACCGACGGCGAGAGUCCAAGUUCCGCCCCAGCUGCGUUCGCCUGCAGUGCCUUCGAUGCAGGUCAGAGUUCACGCUUCAGGGAGCAUCAAGCGAAGAAGAGGAGGGUGAAAGAGCUCAUAAAAGAGUGGUUGCUAUGCUACCAGAAGGAGCUGACCAAUGGGAUGGAAACCAUCCUGAGUCGGUGUGUGACGACAGAGCAGGAAACUGUAGAACAUGUGCAGCUUGUGGAAGUGACCACGUAGUCCAGAUAGCUGAUCAGUCACCUCUCUGCAGCAGUACCCCCAUCCAGCAUUCACAGAGGCCGGACACUGAGGAUGAUCAGAUUGACGCAAUUGAGAGAGCUCAGAGCAACAAUAAGGUUGACUGCACAGAUGUCAGUGUUUCCAGUAGUCCCAUCGUGGAAGCUGCCACCACUUCAGACGAUCCAACCACAUCUUUUGUCACUGCCAGAGGAAGCUCCUUCUUUAUCGGGGAUGGCGAAGGUGAUACAUGGCCUGUGCAUGACCUCACUUCCAUCUCGAAGUCUCAAAGUAAAGAGGAACUGGCUGGAAGCUACCACUACACCACCAUCAAUGACACACCACCUGAAGUCCAGUAUGCUGGAAGAUCCAGUCCGAAUGACCUUCUAUGUGAGGGCUACGAGGCAGUGGACCAUCGGCUGAAGCUGUUUCUGGAUGUGGAGAUCUUUGAGGAGGAAGAGGAGCUUCACUCUUUUCUUCAGGUGUCGGCUGUCAAAUUCGGCGAGCCAGGAGAGGUUCCUACUGUUCUGGUGGUGUCAAACCAGCGAAUCUAUUUCCUGAAAGUUGCAUCAGAAAAUCUCCAAGACAAUCUCUCUGAUUGGCUGCAAAAGAGGGACAGCUACCCGCUUAUGGAGCUCAGUUACCUGGAAGUGGGCCUUGGGUCUCAGAGCAUCCACAUGGAGUUCGGAGAAGCGGGCGAGGCCUACACGCUGCUGGUUCGGGACAGUUUGCACUGCAAACGUUACUUUGGCCUUUUGACAGGAAUUGUGCGUGAGAUGGCUCACAAGUCAGACAGCCAGCUGAAGUCCAUCUCCACCACCAGACUCACGCCUCAGCACCACCUCUGGCCUCUUGUGUGUGAAGACAUUCAGGCAGAUGUGGAGGAAGGUCAACUGCAGUUCUUCUACCUUCUGGCUUUUGUCCUCCAAGAGGACAUUUGGAAACCCUUGACGGUGCUGUCAACACGGGAAACCCUGUACCUGCUCAGUGAAGACCACCAGUGGAGGCGGAGCAACCUAACAGCCAAUGGAAAUGGAGAAGCAUGCAGCGGCGGGGUCACUGUGUUAGAAAGCCUGCCAAUCAGCUGUGUGAGCUCAGUCCAACUGUGGGUGUUGGACCCGUGCAGAAUGGACCUUCAGCUUUACAAUGAGACUGUACAACAGGAGAAGACGUGGCGUGUGCGCACAGAGAGCGCUGAGCUGCUUCAGGGUCUGCUGUCGUGGAUCAGAGCUCAGUGGGAGGCCAUGUUCGGAGUGAAGCUGCACACGAGUCUGCAGGAUGGAGCGGCCUGAUUGGGGGGGACUCAGUGCCUCUUUAUUUGUCUGACUUCAUCGUCUUUUCAGCCAAAAACCUUGAAGUGAUUGUGUGUGUUCAUGCAGCAGCCUGUAAAAGUGAACAUUUUCUCCAGCAGAAACGUUGUGUGCCUCGUUUCUUUUCCAGUUUUUUGUUUAUUCAAAAGCACCUUAAACUCCUCGCGGUUUAAUAGCGGGCUUGUGGGUUCGAGCUCAAAGCUGGCGGUGGUGGUGGGGAGGGGGGACUUUUUUGGGAGACUCACUGAAGUCUGCAGAGCGUCGAGCGGGGUUUGGGUUUGUGUUCGGGUUGGUCUGACCCUGUGAAGGUCCUCGUCAUGUGCUGUGCUGGGCACGAGCUGCAGGGGCUUCUGGGAAAAAAAAAAAAUCUGACUGCAUACCUUCUUCUUCCCAAAUAAGGUCAUGUGACAGGAACAAAGAAGUCCAGAAA
Messenger RNA from Thalassophryne amazonica, 4206 nucleotides. It is a transcript of the gene stk11ip, whose product is annotated as serine/threonine kinase 11 interacting protein. Gene Ontology annotation, biological process: intracellular protein localization. Gene Ontology annotation, cellular component: cytoplasm. NCBI's taxonomy places the organism in Eukaryota, Metazoa, Chordata, Actinopteri, Batrachoidiformes, Batrachoididae. The transcript has 26 exons. Bases 171 to 3758 code for a protein of 1195 amino acids. Gene Ontology annotation, molecular function: protein binding. The record is from RefSeq and is a predicted model, not a curated record.